Rhodamnia argentea is the source of this 1227-nucleotide messenger RNA. RefSeq names its product single-stranded DNA-binding protein WHY1, chloroplastic-like. The transcript has 7 exons. Gene Ontology annotation, molecular function: single-stranded DNA binding. The coding region runs from base 102 to 944 and encodes 280 amino acids. The record is from RefSeq and is a predicted model, not a curated record. NCBI's taxonomy places the organism in Eukaryota, Viridiplantae, Streptophyta, Magnoliopsida, Myrtales, Myrtaceae. Gene Ontology annotation, biological process: defense response; regulation of DNA-templated transcription.
AUGUUUUCAGCCUCUUUGGCUUGGGAGGAGAUAAAAGCACUGUACCCAUCGUUUCUCUGCGUAACGCAUCGCCACCGCCGAAGGGGAAGAAAGAGGCGACAAUGCUUCAGCUACACAUGCUGCCAUCCUCUCCGGUUAGCUCCCCGAACCCUAGACUCCUCUGCUUCCGCGAUUCGUCUUCCUCGCCACCACUACCACUCCGCGGUCACAGUACCUUAAACCCUCGCAAAGCCUCUCGCGUCUCUCUGGCCCGAGCUCCCGAUGGCCACUUCUCGUUGAAGUGCCGUCAGUCCGAGUACUUCGACCAGCAACAGAGGUUCGCGUCCUCGACGUCGUCGGAUAAUUCCACCUCCUUCUCUCCUUCCGGCGGAGCAGGAACAAUGUCUCCAAAGGUUUUCGUCGGUCAUUCCAUAUACAAAGGAAAGGCAGCACUGACAGUGGAGCCCAGAGCUCCAGAAUUCACUUCUUUAGAUUCAGGGGCAUAUAAACUAUCUAGGGAAGGAUUUGUGCUGCUUCAAUUUGCCCCUGCGGCUGGCACACGAGUAUAUGAUUGGAGCAGAAAGCAGGUGUUCUCAUUAUCCGUGACAGAAAUUGGAAAUCUUAUUGCUCUAGGUCCAAGAGACUCCUGCGAAUUUUUUCACGAUCCUUUUAAAGGAAAGAGUGAUGAAGGUAAAAUAAGGAAGGUUUUGAAGGUGGAGCCCCUUCCAGAUGGCUCGGGACACUUCUUUAAUCUUAGUGUUCAGAAUAAGCUCAUGAAUUUGGAUGAGAGCAUUUAUAUUCCUGUCACCAAGGCGGAAUACACUGUCCUCAUCUCGGCUUUCAAUUUCAUACUGCCGUACCUUUUAGGUUGGCACGCCUAUGCAAACACAAUAAAGCCAAAUGAUCCAAACAGAGCAAACAAUGCCAAUUCACGAUAUGGAGGAGACUUUGAGUGGAGUAGAUGAUAGACUGCUGGUUUUUUCAACUUGUGAUGGAGAGUGCUCUUCCACGACCCUCUGUUGUAGAGUUGAAAUUCUGCGUUAGUAAAAAUUUUGCUUGUACUUGAAAAUGCCUCCCAUUUUCGGCAUCCUUUUGGUUUCGAACGGGGUAGUCAGGAAAUUGCUGGGUUUGAGAUUGUAGGGGUUUCAUGCUAAAUCAACUAUAGUUACUUCCAAUGCUUUACAUUGUGCUGUCCAACUGCUGAUUUGAUUGUAUUGCGUCCAUAUAUUGGCAUGUUUUAGGUUGUCA